Xyrauchen texanus (razorback sucker) is the source of this 3330-nucleotide messenger RNA. Its product is annotated as endoplasmic reticulum membrane adapter protein XK-like. Lineage: Eukaryota; Metazoa; Chordata; Actinopteri; Cypriniformes; Catostomidae. Gene Ontology annotation, cellular component: membrane. The record is from RefSeq and is a predicted model, not a curated record. The coding region runs from base 302 to 1726 and encodes 474 amino acids. The transcript has 4 exons.
UGCUUUCAGACGCUGCAUGUUAGGACACACCUGGCUCUUCUGAUCAUAUCGAACUCAACUGCAAGUCUUUCUGCGAAAAUGGAAAUUACAUGACAAUUUAAAUAAUCCUGGUUGGGGGCAUGGCAGUAUCUACAUCGUACUGUAUAUGAGGCAGUGUGGAAUUCAAUGCCGAUUUCACACGAAUAGACCAUGUGGACGGUCAUCAUAUGAAAACUGAAACACCGAGUAUGAAGUUAAUGCUGCUGCACCCGCCGAUCGAUCGAUAUAAAGCGCGUAAGAAGUAAUACAAGCCGGGAGAGAGAUGGAAAACAACAAGCCGAGUGAUCAUGUCAUUAUGGAGGUGACGCAGCAGUCCGCUGUGACCCCGAAUGAUAACGGGGUCAUGAUGGCGAUCAACCACAGCAAAGUCCGUCCACCCUUCAGCGUACUGUGGACGACCGUCCUGUACUGCGCGGAGUUCAUCUGCGCCUCUGUGCUCAGCAGCAGGUACCAUAACAGCGAAGACUCGGUGUGGAUGGGACUGACCAUUACGUUCAUGCUGGUGCCGUCGGUGCUGACACAGCUCACUCUAACAUUUGUGCACCGGGACUUGGGGAGGGACCGACCCCUUGUGCUCUUAAUGCAUCUGCUUCAGAUGGGGCCUAUUAUAAGGUGCAUUGAAGCGCUGAUUGUUUUCUGUCAGGCAGGUAGAAAGGAGGAGCCAUAUGUGACCAUUUCAAGAAAGGUCAAGCUAAAGCAUGGAAGAGGUUUUGGCCCAGCCUUAGAAUGGGAGAUUGGACACUCAGAGCGCAAGCUAGCCGUUCAUCGCAAUGCCUUCAAACGCACAGCUGUCAUCCAGGCCUUCCUGGGCUCCACUCCUCAACUCACUCUACAGCUCUAUGCUACCAUUCAGGAAAAAUAUAUCCUUCCCACGCGACUGGCCCUGAUGAUCAUUUCCUUGAUAUCAAUCACUUAUGGGGCAUUAGUCUGCAGUGUGCUGGCCAUUCAGAUCAAGUAUGACGACUACAAAGUGCGAAUGAAACCUGCUGCCUACCUGUGCAUGAUCCUCUGGCGAGGGUUAGAGAUCGCCACACGGAUCACCACUCUGGUGCUCUUCAGCACAGCGUUCACUCACUGGGUGGUGUUGGUGGGCUUGAUCAACCUAUUGAUCUUCUUCUUCCAGCCAUGGGUGGAGUUCUGGGUCAGGAAGUCAUCAUUGCCUGAGAACGUAGAGAAUAACUUAAGUAAGCUGGGCACCACCGUUGUGCUCUGCAUGGUCACAUUCCUCUACGCCUGCAUCAAUAUUUUCUGUUGGUCGGCUGUACAGUUGGACCUGUCUGAUCACGACCUUGUAGAGAAGCAGCCUCGCUGGAGACGCUUGGCCGUCUACUACACCCUGCGCUUCAUGGAGAAUGUCACCCUCAUUGUCUUGUGGUACUACUCUAAGUCUGACUUCUACGAAUAUGUGUGCACGCCACUGCUGGUGGUGCAACUUAUUAUAUGCUACAGCCUAGCUGUGAUCUUCAUGCUGCUCUUCCAUCAGUUCUGCCAUCCGUGCCGCAGACUCUUCCAUUACAAUGUCGAGGACUGUCUACGUUGUGCGUGCUGCUGGAAGAUUAAGCAAUCCCAGCCACCUACUGAUCACACAGUUCCUCUUGCAUCUCAGGACCAUGAGCCUCCUGACCUCACUAGCCACUUAGCGGAUAGAGAAACAGACAUUGUGGAUGAUAUUAUGGAGGCGGCAUAAAUGAGGUUUGCUGUUCGGUUAUUGUUGCGCUGUUAGGGGCCAUGCUAGGCGUUUUUGCACAUAUCCUGACUCAGGAGUAUUAUAUUUACUUUGCUAAAUAUGAAAUAAAUUCUAAAUGUACUGUACUUAGUGAAGGAACAAUUGAUUUUAUAUGGUCCUAAAUGCUUCAGGAGUUUUGUAUUUUAUGGCAUUUGGAACUUUAAUUAAAGAUGUGUAGCACCAUAAUUAUGAUUUAGCACCAUAACAAUGUGAUCUUAUUGUUGUAGAGAGGGUAGCUCAUCGUUUACUAAUUGUAGAGCGCUGAUCCAUUUCUGUUUGUUGGCCGUUGAAGACCAAAGAAUGUCCUCUGUUGAGUUAUGCUGUGACGAGACACAAAGGAAGCCUUCACUAAGAAGCUGUAUGGCCUGUCCAGGUGUGUGGGAAACCUGCCAAUGUGUCCAGCUCAGAUGAGUGAUGAAACUAUUUUCAGAGGAACCAUGAAUCGAUAAGCCAAGGAGCCUUCAAAGGUUUCUUAUGUUUGCCUCACAUUUUUUUUUUUUUUUACCUUUACAUUUUGAAAGCCUUCAUUGCAUUUGCCAGAUUUUGCAAUAUUGUGCCUAAAAAGACUAACAAAGUAAAGAGUGCGCUUAAAUUUUCACUGCUAAAAGAGACAUCUGUUGGUUUAUUUUGUAUGGGAAUGUUGUGCCUAAAUUCUGUGCCUCUACUACUGAUUUUCAUUCAAUUAAUAAAGAUGCAAUGAAUGUCUGACUCAUGCCUGAUUCAGAUUUUUGCAAUUAAAACACACUUUUACAAAAUGCUGGGCUCAUUAAAUGUAUUAGUUUAAUCAACAUGAUCACAAGGGAAGUCGGCACGUUGUUUCCGAAAGUUCCGGGUUUUGGUUGGGGGUAGAUUAAAUAAAAUAAGCAUUUAUCUUCACUGUUUACACCCUGUUCAGCUGAAAACAAUUCUUUGUACAACUGGCUUCUGGCGACCUCUCCUGGAUAUAAAUGGAUUUCACACUUGUUUAUUUGCUCUGAAACACUUAACGCUUUAGCCUCUGGAGGCAGUGUAUUCAAAUUCGGUCAACAUAUACCGAAUUCGGCUUAAGAAAAAUCGGCAUACAUUUGCCAAAUUUUAUGUUAGAUCAGGUGGGGUUAAUCUUAACAAAAACUGUCAAGAACCUGUCCGGGUCAUAUUUAACCUAAAAAUCACAAGAACGUAAUCAUAUAUUAUGUUUUAAGUAAUGCUGUAAUGUAAAUAAUCUCAUCAUUACUGUAAAAUUAUAUAUUAGUGGCAUCAAUGUAAGUAUCAAUGCUUGUUUCCUACAUUUCAGACACUUGUAGCACUGUGGAUUUCUAGAAAGUAAACUCUUGUUAAAACAUUUUUCACACUCAGUUUUAAUUUGUCUAGUACCAAUGCUAAACAUUGUAUGUGCAUACAUCGCAGAAGAUGUUUUUUUUUUUUUUCUGAAAGUCAUGGAAAUUCCAACCAACAACUUUGUAAUUUUCACCAUCUGUGUCGUGUUUAAUAGAAUUCCGUGGUGGAAAUGAUGUUGAAUGACAUUAUUAAUGUGUUUUUUUAAUUAAAUGACCAACUCCAUUGUAUUGUUCAGGCUAAUUUGAAAU